AUUAUUGCUUUAAUUUUUAUUUGUUACGACUACAUAAAUAAUUUAUUAAAAGAAAAAAGACGAUUGAUUCAAGACAAAUUAAUAUUUACACUUACAAUAUGUCUACAUUAAUAUUUACUGUAUAGACAUUUUUAAAAUACUGUAAACUUCAACACUACUUUAAACGUCAACAUCAUUAUUAUACUUAAAUUGUUAAUAAAUAGACUGCAAAAUUGAAGGUACGUGGGAUUGGUGUUCUCCACCCGUGCAUCUCUUUUCAUCCCUUGGUGCACGGUCUAGUGCACUACAUAUGGGUCCAAUGGAACCAGAUUCACCUUUGCCUAAUCGGCUAACACACGUCUCUGAUAAACAUCCAAGAUGUAUGUUAGCCGAAUUCAGUUCUAUGCGCCGUCAUCGUGAAUUAUGUGAUGUUGUUCUCAAUAUCAACAAUCGAAAAAUAUUCGCUCACCGUAACAUUUUAUCUGCAUGUAGUCCUUACUUCAGGGCUAUGUUUAACGGAGACCUAGCUGAAUCACGACAAACAGAAGUCACUAUACGUGAUAUGGAUGAAAUAGCAAUGGAACUUUUAAUUGAAUUUUGUUAUUCCGCUCGAAUCACAGUAGAAGAAUCUAAUGUCCAAACUCUUCUUCCAGCUGCUUGUCUGUUGCAAUUAACGGAAAUACAAGAUAUUUGUUGUGAGUUUUUAAGGAGGCAACUCGAUCCAUCAAAUUGUCUGGGCAUCAGAGCAUUUGCAGAUACACAUUCUUGUCUUGAUCUUUUACGUGUAGCCGAUAAAUAUACACAGCAUAAUUUUCAAGAAGUUAUGGAGAGUGAAGAAUUUCUUCUUCUUCCAGUUACACAACUAAUCGAUUUAAUUGCCAGUGAUGAACUUAAUGUGAGAACAGAAGAGCAAGUGUUCAGCGCUGCAAUGUCUUGGGUGAAAUAUAAUAUUUCUGAGCGACGACAGAAUCUUCCACAGGUACUUCAGCAUGUACGAUUACCUUUGUUAAGUCCUAAGUUUCUAGUUGGCACAGUAGGGGCUGACUUAUUAGUUCGUAGUGAUGAAACAUGUAGAGAUCUCGUUGAUGAAGCUAAAAACUAUUUACUGUUACCACAAGAACGACCUUUAAUGCAAGGACCCCGAACUCGACCUCGCAAACCUACUCAAAGGGGUCAGCUUUUAUUUGCCGUUGGAGGUUGGUGUAGUGGAGAUGCUAUAGCUUCAGUUGAACGUUAUGAUCCACAAACAGAAGAUUGGAAGCUACAGGCACAAAUGAGUAAACGAAGAUGUGGAGUUGGAGUAGCUGUACUUAAUGAUUUGUUAUAUGCAGUUGGUGGACAUGAUGGACAAUCGUACCUUAACAGUAUAGAACGAUAUGAUCCUCAGACCAAUCAAUGGUCAUGUGAUGUAGCUCCUACAACUUCAUGUCGAACAAGUGUUGGAGUGGCUGUUUUGGAUGGUUUGCUAUAUGCAGUGGGAGGUCAAGAUGGUGUACAAUGUUUAAGUCAUGUUGAACGUUAUGACCCCAAGGAAAAUAAAUGGAGUAAAGUGGCUCCCAUGACAACAAGAAGAUUAGGUGUUGCUGUGGCAGUAUUAGGAGGUUAUUUGUAUGCAAUUGGUGGUUCAGACGGACAAUCGCCGUUAAGUUCUGUCGAACGUUAUGAUCCAAGACAGAAUAAAUGGACUGUAAUGGCCCCAAUGUCAACAAGAAGGAAACAUUUGGGAUGUGCUGUUUAUAAAGAUAUGAUAUAUGCAGUGGGAGGCCGUGAUGAUUGCAUGGAAUUAAGUAGUGCUGAAAGAUAUAAUCCACAUACAAAUUCGUGGUCACCAAUAGUUGCUAUGACAUCUCGGAGAAGUGGUGUAGGUUUAGCUGUGGUUAAUGGACAACUGUAUGCUGUUGGUGGAUUCGAUGGAACAGCAUACCUAAAAACAAUUGAAGUAUAUGAUCAAAGCCAAAAUCAGUGGCGGCUUUGUGGAACAAUGAACUAUAGACGUCUUGGAGGUGGUGUUGGAGUAAUGAGAUCACCUCAAACGGAUAACAAUUUUUAAACUAUUUCAGAUUAACAAACUGUUUAUUUUAUUAUAUAAUUAAUAGUGUAGAUUUAUUGUUUAUAUUGUUUUGUCUCAAAUUAUAGUAUAUCUCAGUGAUAUUCUACUCUACUUUACUCUAAUCAGUCACUGAGAUGUAUUACAGUUUGAGAAAGAUUAUUUUUAAAGUGCUAUUGUAGAAAUUUUUUUUUAGCAAUACAAAGCAACUUAAAAAUAUACCUAUUGUAACUUAAAGCUUUUAAGAUAAUUUUCUUUGAUGUAUUAAUCACAAAUAAAUUGAUAAUACAUAUAAUAUGUGUAAAUUCGAUUGGAUAAAAAUAUAUAUAUAUUAAAAAAAAAUGUAAGCUGAUACAAAUUUAAUUCAAUUAGAUAAAAGAAUAAUUUGAUAUAAUAAGAUAUUUUUCACAUCCCAUUAUAAAAAAUAAAUAAAUAUUUUUAAAUCAAAAUCUUAUUUAUAAUGUUAAAUGUUACAUUUUAUAAUUUGGGAUUGAAAAUAAUAUCUAUUUAAUUAAUAUUUAAUAAAAAUAAUAGAUUUUAGAGAUGUUAUAAUUGUGUACUAUCAAAGUAUCAACUGUUAGAAAAAGUAUGUUCAAGGUGAUUUCUAAGUAGACAUGUUUGACAACCUGAUGUGUUCUGUUAAAUUGUAUACUGAAUAAUUUUAAACAGAUCAAUGUUGCGUUAUACCAUUUAUUAAUUUUAUGAUAUUUGGGAGAUGUAUACAUUUUAUGUAUAAAAGUUAAAAGUAAAAUUUAAUCAUAAAUACUUACAUACAAACAAUGUCUUCCUUUUAUUUUGUUUAACUUAAAAAUAAUCUAUGAGUUUUUAAACUAUGUUUUAAACUCAGAAAAUAAUUAUAAUAUGUACAUUGUCAUAAAUUAAAAAAAAAAAUCAUAUUUAUAAAAUAUUGAAUCAAUAUUCAAUAUUGAAACAUAAUAUUAUUUAAUUAAAAAAUUUUAAAACAAUGUAAACUUUUUAGUUUUAAAAGUAAUUAAGACCAAAAAAUAUGUUUUAGUGUUUUAAAAAUUAUAUAAAUAGUUAUAAUUAGGACUAAGAUUUAUUUGUCUGCAAUGAAAAUCUGAACUAUGCACUUAAUUAAAAAAAAAAUAUGCACUUUUAUUCAUUUUUCAAUAUGUGUAAUGAUUUUAUAUACUUAGGCACAUAUAGUGAGUAAAUAUUUAAUUAUAUGACUACAUUUAGAAAAUUUAACAGAGCCAUAAUUAUGUAUUAUAAAUUAAUCAUAUUUUAACUAAAGGAAUCAUCAAUAGUUAAAAUACAAAAUAAACUAACUGAACUCGCCUUAUUGUUAAACAAUAUUACAUGGUGUUAGAUUAUAUUAUUUAUAUUUAACCAUUUCAA
Rhopalosiphum padi (bird cherry-oat aphid) is the source of this 3385-nucleotide messenger RNA. It is a transcript of the gene dbo, whose product is annotated as kelch-like protein diablo. The coding region runs from base 290 to 2029 and encodes 579 amino acids. The transcript is spliced from 2 exons. Gene Ontology annotation, molecular function: protein binding. NCBI's taxonomy places the organism in Eukaryota, Metazoa, Arthropoda, Insecta, Hemiptera, Aphididae. The record is from RefSeq and is a predicted model, not a curated record.